AUGUCGACGAACACUAUUGCCGGAACUGAACAGGUCGGUGACCUUAUCGACCAGGUCACCCUAGCUGCAAAUGCGUUCAAGUGCGACAGCCGGGAAAAGGACCGUCUGGCUGCUCUCAAGGCCGCCCAGGGGCUCGUGAGGGCAUUCCAAAAGCCUCAGGACGCCGUUUACAACCUCGCAUAUUCGCCCACCCAUGCGCUAUGUGUGCGAAUCGGAGUCGAUCUGGGGGUCUUCCAGACGCUCACGGACCGAAACGCACCGACCAGCCUUGAAGAGCUGGCGGCCGUCAAAAACGCCAGUCCAGUUCUGACGGAGCGUGUUCUGCGCAUUCUCGCUGGCAUUGGAUACGUCGCGGAGCACGACACCCGAGUAUACGCACCCACGGUCAUGACCAAGCAGAUGACCAACCGGUUGAGCAUCGCAUUGCUCAAAUUCAUCUUCGAUGUCGGCAUGCCCACGCUGGCCAAGAUCCCCGAGUUCCUCCGCAAUACCGACUUCCGAAACCCCGAAGGCGCGACGAACGGUCCGCUACAAUACGCCGAGAAGAUGGACGAAGUGAUCUGGGACUGGCUGCCGAAGAACCCGGACUACCUGAACAGCUGCAACACAUUCAUGGAGGGCGAUCGCGGGAGUCGGCCCAGUUGGCUGGAGUGGUUCCCGGUGCAGGAGCGCAUCAUCGACGGGUUCCAGGGCGACGAGAAGGACGUACUCUUCGUCGAUGUUGCCGGGGGACGAGGCCAUGAUCUGGCGGCGUUGAAGGCCAAGUUCCCCGAAGCGCCUGCCCGACUGGUGCUGGAGGAUCUUGCUCACGUUCUGGAAGAGAGCACGAUCGAGGAUCCCAAGAUCGAACGCCAGCCGUUUGAUCUCUUCAAGCAGCAGCCUAUUCAAGGCGCCCGAACAUACUACAUGAAAUUCAUCCUACACGACUGGUCCGACGAAGAGAGCGAGCAGAUCCUGACGCAGCUCCACGCCGCCAUGAAGAAGGGAUACUCCAAACUCAUUAUCGAAGAGUUCGUGCUGGCGGACAAGGACUGCGCUAUGCUCCAAGCCAUGUGGGACUGGGAGAUGAUGAUCUUCUGCAACAGCAUGGAGCGCACGGCGGAUCGGUGGGCGCAGCUGUUGGAUAAGGCUGGAUUCAAGGUGGUGAAGUUCUGGUCUCCCCCGGGUGAUGGACAGGGAAUUAUUGAAGCUGAGCCGAAAUGA
Messenger RNA from Aspergillus affinis, 1203 nucleotides. RefSeq names its product O-methyltransferase. NCBI's taxonomy places the organism in Eukaryota, Fungi, Ascomycota, Eurotiomycetes, Eurotiales, Aspergillaceae. The record is from RefSeq and is a predicted model, not a curated record. Gene Ontology annotation, molecular function: O-methyltransferase activity. The coding region runs from base 1 to 1203 and encodes 400 amino acids. The transcript has 5 exons.